AUGAAUCACGCUCAACGGAACGAACAUAUAUCUGGUCGAGAACUGAACAUGAUGAACGACCUGACCCCCGAGCUGGGCAGGAGGAGACGAGCGGCUUGGGGAGCAUACAAGAGCAUCGAGGGUGUAGUGAAGAAGACCAGGAACACCUGGCUCCGUGCUCACCUCUUCAACACCACCGUACUUCCUGCUUUGACCUAUGCUUCGGAAACCUGA
Molecule: messenger RNA, 213 nt
Organism: Necator americanus (New World hookworm)
Lineage: Eukaryota; Metazoa; Nematoda; Chromadorea; Rhabditida; Ancylostomatidae
Exons: 1
Coding region: 1-213 (70 amino acids)
Source: RefSeq, a predicted model, not a curated record